AUGCGUUGUUCAACACCAGACGAACUUGUCCGUAUGGUUAGACUAUACAAAAUAGAAAAUAAAGAGGAGACCAAGGAAUGGGAAGAAGAGCCGGAGGAACCACUUCCUCAAGAUUGCUGUGGACAGUCAUGCCGUCCAUGCGUUUUCGAUAUGCAUCACGACGAUGUAGUCCGAUGGGCAAAAGAAUGUGCCAAGCAAAUUCCUCACCAAAGUUCAUCGUCACUUUACUCCCACUUCUACCCAGACAAUAGAAAUUUCGAAAAAGGAUCAGCCGACGACAUGUUUUCUCGUGACGAAUAUAGGAAAUUUCAGUUGCUUGAUAUCGCGUCGUUAUCACCUGACACCAACCUGUAUACGUUUGCAAUAUCUCAAGGGAUGCCAAAUCUGCCCGUUGGAAGUCAUCUUCGAACGAGGUACAUGCAACAUGGUUAUAUAGGAAAUUCUCUUUAUCUUACCAAUCCUGAUCACAAAAUUCUGGGAAGAAUACAGGGGAUUUGA
Molecule: messenger RNA, 498 nt
Organism: Necator americanus (New World hookworm)
Lineage: Eukaryota; Metazoa; Nematoda; Chromadorea; Rhabditida; Ancylostomatidae
Exons: 4
Coding region: 1-498 (165 amino acids)
Source: RefSeq, a predicted model, not a curated record